This is a messenger RNA of Lemur catta (Ring-tailed lemur), 6529 nucleotides long. RefSeq names its product adenylate cyclase 6 (gene ADCY6). Lineage: Eukaryota; Metazoa; Chordata; Mammalia; Primates; Lemuridae. The coding region runs from base 2441 to 5947 and encodes 1168 amino acids. The transcript has 22 exons. Gene Ontology annotation, cellular component: plasma membrane. The record is from RefSeq and is a predicted model, not a curated record. Gene Ontology annotation, molecular function: adenylate cyclase activity. Gene Ontology annotation, biological process: adenylate cyclase-inhibiting G protein-coupled receptor signaling pathway; cAMP biosynthetic process; adenylate cyclase-activating G protein-coupled receptor signaling pathway.
CUCCGAGCGUCGGAGUUCGGGGUAGAGUGUGAUUGUAUUUAGGGGCGGGGGAGGCAGCCUGGGCAGAGGGAGAGAUGCCCUCCGCGGGAGCCCCCCCCCCUCCAAGUCUUUGGAAUGGAAGGGGUGGUGUCAGCACCCCCCUGCCCCAAGGCCUGCUGCAGGGUGGGCAGGGGAGCAGGUUCUGGGGCCUCACUGAAAAGCCAGAGGUGAGAUCAGGCGGUGGGAGACUCUUCUGGCAUACCUUCCCCUUACCAGAGUGCCCGUGAGCUGGAGGAACCUGGUGGGGGGGGUUCUUCUGGUUGGGGUGGAUUUGGGAGCCCUCUGUAGUCUUUAUGGAGAGUGGGGACAAGGGGAGGGAGGAAGGCAGCAGGCUCUGAACCUACAGAUACAGGCCCUGGGGAGGCUCCUCUACAUCUGGAAAGGCCUGGAAUUGAGGCAUUGAGGCCCACAUCCCAGUAUGGUGGUCGGUCCUGGCACUGUUGGGCCCCGCCUGGGCAGUGCCUUCUGCCAUGAAAUUUCUGAAGUCGUUUUAAAUCCCCUGGAGCUUUCUUUUGCCAAGGAGGGCAGGGGCAGAUGGGCCCUGGGGACGGGAUGGACAGGAGGUGGCCACGAAGAGGGUUUGGAGAAGCAGUGGGCAGAUCCAUCCUUAGGGCUGGGCUUUGGCCUGCUCCAGACUCUGGUCUCAGGCUGAAGGAUCAGGGUUUGGGAGGGACUUGAGGUCUGGGUGGCACUGGGCCUCAGACUGCCAGGCUGAACGGGACAUGGCUCUGGCCGUGGGAGCCAGAGGUGCUUGGAGCAGCAGAUCUGUGUGCAUGUGACAGAGAGAGAGAGUGAGAGCAAAGGGACCAGGACUCAGGGGAGAAGGUCAGAGGCACAAGGCCUAGGAGCCUGACUCUGGGGAGAGGGAGGUGGUCAUAGUAGUGGUUGAGGACCGUAUAGAGAAGUUUUGUGGCUUGGAACAGUGCCCUCCCCUGUUCCUUGCUAUACUAGUCUGGCAAGGGGUGCCAGGAGGGUUGGGAGUCUGGCAAAUUCUCCAGGAUGGGCAGUGCCUGGAGUGCAGCCCAGGGUGGGAUAGUUGCAGUUGGUUGGACAAUUACAGAGCUCUGAAGCUAUCCCCUGGGGGGGUCAGAGUGUUCUUGGGAGGGUCAUGUGUUCUCCUGGAUAGUGUCUGUCCCUUCCUUUGUGGGUCUGAGCCAGAUGCUAGGAUGUGCUUCCAGGGGGCUGGGAACGUGGCCUUUGGGAACAGAGGUCUGGGGUAGUGGUAGUGGUGUGUGUAUUGGGGGAGACAUGGGAUAAGAGAGAUAAGAAUAAGGCAGGGUACUGGCAAAUGGGAGGAAGCUGAAGCAAAAUGUCACGGGGGGUGGUGGGAAACCUCACUCUGGGCUGUGUCGACAACAGCUCUGGGGACUGACAGCUGAGGACACAAGGACUGAUAAAACCAGGCAUCUGACUGGCGGGAGAGAUGCAUAUUCUUGCUCAUGACUUUCUCAUUUUUCCAUCUCUUGGACACUGGGAGAGGUUUGGGUUCAAGUGUUACAGGGUGGGGAGAAGAAAGAAUAUUUAUCAAGUAUGUACUUCAUGACAGGUGUGACUAGAUUCUUUCCUGAGGACCAUUAUUAUUCCUCAUUUUACAGAUGAAGAAACUGACACAGGGAGGUUAAAUAACUUGUUCAAGGCUGUGCAGUAGCAAAUAAUCAUGCUAAGGUUUGAAACCUGGUCUUACGCCAAAGAUGCUUCUUAUGAAGUAUUUUGAAGAGUGAAGGUUACUUUGGUGACCUUUUCCAAAUACCAGGCUGACCAAAAGUCUUAUAUUCCCGAUCUGUCCUUCCAGAUGGUGAUGUUAAGAGGUUGAAGGGCAUGCUGCUUUGCAGGGUAUAGAAGGGACACCCACAAAACUUGGCUGAAGGUGACCCAGGAAUGGGGGUUUGGGGUGCACAGAGAAGUCCCCAGUCUGCUUUCUGCUUUGUGGGUCCCUGGGUAUCAGCUCAUCUGGCUUGAGCAUCUGGUUCUUUGGCCAUCUGUGGCAACUGCUGGGUAUUGUCCUAUCUUAUCCUCUAGUGAGUACAAAUGUCAGUGCUGCUAGCUUGGUAGGUUAAGUACAAGGGGCCCCUCAGGGUGCCCUGUGGGCAUGGAGGAGUGUGGCCUUUUUGGGGGCCCAGGCAUCCAUGGAUGACAGUGCUUUCAUCCUCAUCUUCUCCUGGUCUGGGCUCAGCCAGGAGACACAAUAAAAGUAUUGUCAUGGAGUCUUCCCAUCCCAGUUCAAGAUACUUUUUCCAGGAAACCUAGGAUCUGGGACUGAUUUGGUUACCCAUGAUCUCUAUAACUUGAGCCAGCCAUAUAAAACUGCCUUGGACCUCAGUUUUUGUUUUUGUUUUUGUUUUUCCCAGGAGGCCACAGGACCAGACUUACAGGGUUUUGGUGAAGAUCAGAUGGAAUUAGCAUGUCGUGGUUUAGUGGCCUCCUGGUCCCGAAAGUGGAUGAACGGAAAACGGCCUGGGGUGAACGCAAUGGGCAGAAGCGUCUGCGCCGCCACGGCACUCGGGCGGGUGGCUUCUGCACGCCCCGCUACAUGAGCUGCCUCCGGGAUGCAGAGCCCCCCAGCCCUGCCCCUGCGGCACCCCCUCGGUGCCCCUGGCAGGAUGAGGCCUUCAUCCGGAGGGGCGGCCCAGGCAGGGGCAUGGAUCUGGGGCUGCGGGCGGUGGCCCUGGGCUUUGAGGACAAUGAGGUGAUGGCGGCGGUCGGGACGGCCGAGGUGGCGCCUGACGCGGCACCUAGACGCAGCCGAUCCUGCUGGCGCCGUCUGGUGCAGGUGUUCCGGUCGAAGCAGUUCCGCUCUGCCAAGCUGGAGCGCCUGUACCAGCGGUACUUCUUUCAGAUGAACCAGAGCAGCCUAACGCUGCUGAUGGCGGUGCUCGUGCUGCUCACAGCGGUGCUGCUGGCCUUCCACGCCGCGCCUGCCCGCCCUCAGCCCGCGUACGUGGCCCUGCUGGCCUGCGCCGCCAUCCUCUUCGUGGCGCUCAUGGUGGUGUGUAACCGACAUAGCUUCCGCCAGGACUCCAUGUGGGUGGUGAGCUACGUGGUGCUGGGCAUCCUGGCGGCUGUGCAGGUCGGGGGCGCUCUGGCAGCCAACCCGCACAGCCCCUCCGCAGGGCUCUGGUGCCCCGUGUUCUUCGUCUACAUCAUCUACACGCUCCUCCCCAUCCGCAUGCGGGCGGCUGUCCUCAGCGGCCUGGGCCUCUCCACCCUGCAUUUGAUCUUGGCCUGGCAACUGAACCGUGGUGAUGCCUUCCUCUGGAAGCAGCUUGGUGCCAAUGUGCUGCUGUUCCUCUGCACCAACGUCAUUGGCAUCUGCACACACUACCCAGCUGAGGUGUCUCAGCGCCAGGCCUUUCAGGAAACCCGCGGUUACAUCCAGGCCCGGCUGCACCUGCAGCAUGAGAACCGGCAGCAGGAGCGGCUGCUGCUGUCCGUGUUGCCCCAGCAUGUUGCCAUGGAGAUGAAAGAAGACAUCAACACAAAAAAAGAAGACAUGAUGUUCCACAAGAUCUACAUCCAGAAGCAUGACAACGUCAGCAUCCUGUUUGCAGACAUUGAAGGCUUCACCAGCCUGGCAUCCCAGUGCACUGCGCAGGAGCUGGUCAUGACCCUGAAUGAGCUCUUUGCCCGGUUUGACAAGCUGGCUGCGGAAAAUCACUGCCUGAGGAUCAAGAUCUUAGGGGACUGUUACUACUGCGUGUCAGGGCUGCCGGAGGCGCGGGCAGACCAUGCCCACUGCUGUGUGGAGAUGGGGGUGGACAUGAUCGAGGCCAUCUCGCUGGUUCGUGAGGUGACAGGUGUGAAUGUGAACAUGCGCGUGGGCAUCCACAGCGGGCGCGUACACUGUGGUGUCCUUGGCCUGCGGAAAUGGCAGUUUGAUGUGUGGUCCAACGAUGUGACCCUGGCCAACCACAUGGAGGCAGGGGGCCGGGCCGGCCGCAUCCACAUCACUCGGGCCACGCUGCAGUACCUGAACGGGGACUACGAGGUGGAGCCUGGCCGUGGCGGCGAGCGCAAUGCAUACCUCAAGGAGCAGCACAUUGAGACCUUCCUUAUCCUGGGUGCCAGCCAGAAACGGAAGGAGGAGAAGGCCAUGCUGGCCAAGCUGCAGCGGACACGGGCCAACUCUAUGGAAGGGCUGAUGCCACGCUGGGUGCCUGACCGUGCCUUCUCCCGGACCAAGGACUCCAAGGCUUUCCGCCAGAUGGGCAUCGAUGACUCCAGCAAAGACAACCGGGGUGCCCAGGACGCCCUGAACCCUGAGGACGAGGUGGAUGAAUUCCUGGGCCGUGCCAUUGAUGCCCGCAGCAUCGAUCAGCUGCGCAAGGACCAUGUGCGCCGGUUCCUGCUCACCUUCCAGAGAGAGGAUCUGGAGAAGAAGUACUCGCGGAAGGUGGAUCCCCGCUUCGGAGCCUAUGUCGCCUGUGCCCUGUUGGUCUUCUGCUUCAUCUGCUUCAUCCAGCUCCUCGUCUUCCCACACUCUACCCUGAUGCUUGGGAUCUAUGCCAGCGUCUUCCUGCUGCUGCUCAUCACGGUGCUGACCUGCGCUGUGUACUCCUGUGGUUCUCUGUUUCCUAAGGCCCUGCAACGUCUGUCCCGCAGCAUUGUGCGCUCGCGGGCACACAGCACUGCAGUUGGCAUCUUUUCAGUCCUGCUUGUGUUCACCUCUGCCAUCGCCAACAUGUAUACCUGUAACCACACCCCCCUACGGACCUGUGCAGCGCGGAUGCUGAAUUUAACACCUGCUGACAUCACUGCCUGCCACCUGCAGCAGCUCAAUUACUCUCUGGGCCUGGAUGCUCCCCUGUGUGAGGGCACCGCACCCACCUGCAGCUUCCCUGAGUACUUCGUCGGGAACAUGCUGCUGAGUCUCUUGGCCAGCUCUGUCUUCCUGCACAUCAGCAGCAUCGGGAAGUUGGCCAUGAUCUUUGUCUUGGGGCUCAUCUAUUUGGUGCUGCUUCUGUUGGGUCCCCCAGCUACCAUCUUUGACAACUAUGACCUACUGCUUGGCGUCCAUGGCUUGGCUCCUUCCAAUGAGACCUUCAAUGGGCUGGACUGCCCCGCUGCAGGGAGGGUGGCACUCAAGUAUAUGACCCCCGUGAUUCUGCUGGUGUUUGCGCUGGCGCUGUAUCUGCAUGCCCAGCAGGUGGAGUCAACUGCCCGCUUGGACUUUCUCUGGAAACUGCAGGCAACAGGGGAGAAGGAGGAGAUGGAGGAGCUCCAGGCAUACAACCGGCGCCUGCUGCAUAACAUCCUGCCCAAGGAUGUGGCCGCCCACUUCCUGGCCCGGGAGCGCCGCAAUGAUGAGCUCUACUAUCAGUCGUGUGAGUGUGUGGCUGUCAUGUUUGCGUCCAUUGCCAACUUCUCGGAGUUCUAUGUGGAGCUGGAGGCAAACAACGAGGGCGUCGAGUGCCUGCGGCUGCUCAAUGAGAUCAUCGCUGACUUUGAUGAGAUCAUCAGCGAGGAGCGGUUCCGGCAGCUGGAGAAGAUCAAGACGAUUGGCAGCACCUACAUGGCUGCUUCUGGGCUGAACGCCAGCACCUAUGAUCAGGUGGGCCGCUCCCACAUCACUGCCCUCGCCGACUACGCCAUGCGGCUCAUGGAGCAGAUGAAGCACAUCAACGAGCACUCCUUCAACAACUUCCAGAUGAAGAUUGGGUUGAACAUGGGCCCAGUUGUGGCAGGCGUCAUCGGAGCUCGGAAGCCACAGUAUGACAUCUGGGGGAACACAGUGAAUGUCUCUAGCCGUAUGGACAGUACGGGGGUCCCUGACAGAAUCCAGCUGUUCUGGGCCCUGGGUUGCGUCAGAAGUGGCAGAGCCUGGUACAGGAGGCAACCUCCUGCUCAGGGCUCUGUGGGCUUCUCGUCUGUGGUCAGAGGGCUUCCUGUGGCUUUCUCCCUGCCAAGGUGAAGAUGCAGUGUCUUCAGAGAGCAAGACUACUCUAGGCUUUUCAGCAUCAUGAGGACCAGUGUGUCUUCCCAGAUUUGUUACUCUGACCCCUGCCAUGUGAGGUCAAGACCCCUGCGGUUGUCCCUCCAGUGCUUUGGCCCUCUCAAACCUCUCACACUGAGAGGUCUAGCUCCUUCAGGAAUCUCUUACACAUUUGCUUCCACAGGAAUCUGGGCAUUAGAAUACCACCCUCCCGCUCCCACCUAGCACACACAAGUGACUUCUAGUCCAAUCUGUUUACUUUGCCUUCUUGAGCCCUCCCAUUAGUCAUCCAUCUGAAGCAGCACCUUCUCCCUCCUUCCCCCUCUGCACUCCUUCCGCAGUUCAUCUUGUCCGUCUGCCACCAUAUCCUCCUCAGUAUAGACUGAAAGUUCUGUCAUUGAGAGUAGAGUGAUCCAUAAACCUGGAAAGGAGAGAGAGGGUCUCAGAUUCAGCCAGGCCAGGCUGGAGGGUGAGAGGUCCUUAAAAUAGCUGCUAAAGGCCGGGCGCAGUGGGCGCAGUGGCUCACGCCUGUAAUCCUAACACUCUGGGAGGCUGAGGCGG